AGAAAGAGCAGGAGGCUCUCAGGAGGCCUUUCAUUUGAGGGGAAAGUUCAUCCCGAGAAGAUUAAAAAAAGACAUCAUGGCUUCUUCAUGGCCCAGAAGACCAAAUGCAAAUCUGAUUUAAGUGACGUAAUGACUGGCUCCAACUUUUUUUGGCAUGUUCUUCAAAACCAAACAAUGCCUGCUCGGCUUAAAGAGGUUAAACUCUCCAAGAUUUUACAGGAAACCAGACAAUAAAAUAAGACAAAGCUGAAAAACUCUUUUGUGCAGCAAUAGUCGUUCUGAGCCAUCUUGAGACCGCUCUGAUUUAUUGCGCCAAGGAUCGGAAACCACUGGCCCUGUGCAUUUUGCAUGAUUUCCUUAAAAGCUGGGGACAAAACGCUUUUUCUCUUCUCUGGGUUCUUGUAGCAACAUGUAACGUGUCCCUCUGUUUGAACCAUUCAGAUGUCGCUGUGCAUGACCUCACAUCUCUGCCUGCUGGCCCUACCAGUGAUCUCACUCCUGCUGCUCUCCUCUUCUAUUGGUUGGAGCUCCGAUGUCCUCACCCCAGGCUGUCACCUUUACCCCUUCAACGUGACCAUCCGCAGCGACCGUCGCGGCACAUGUAAAGGCAUCCAUCUGGUCUACGCCUGUGUGGGCUACUGCGAGUCCAGCGCCUUUCCAUCCAGAUACUCGGUACUGGUGGCCUCCAACUUCACCCACAACAUCACUUCCACUUCACGAUGCUGCACCAUUAGCAAGGACGCCAAGGUCAAAGUUCGCCUGGACUGCCCGCAGGGUCGUCACCAUGACGAAAUAGAGAUCCUGACAGCGAAGGCGUGCCGCUGUGACAUGUGCCGCAAAUCACGCUACUGAUACACAAUAAUAUUAUGCUGCAUACUAAUGUUAACCACAAUGAGAAACCAGGUUACAGUGUAGGCAGUAAAUUACUGAGCUACAAGUUUUCUUUUUCUGUCCAUUUUGGCUUGUUUGAACAAAAUUAACUUUAACUGACAUUGUACCAUGGUACUUUCAUAGCAGGGUCUCCUUCACUAAAGUGGACCUAUUAUGCUUUCCCUUAAUUUUGUGAAAUAUAUAUACUUUUUUUUUUAGUGGUGGAUGCUCAUAUUAGUUAAACUCAUCCUUAAUAUGGUCAUCAGAAGCACAGAGUUUUGGCUGUAAACACAUAUAUAGUAUACAUAUAUAGCACACAAUUCAAAUCUUUUGUUUAAGACAGACAGCCAAUCAGAACAAAGUGAGCCUGAGGUGAGGGGGUGGAGCUAAAACGACUUAUUUCUGACAGUGGAAGAGCUGAGGGGCUGCACCAAGGCUCAGUAUUAGAUCAUUAAAGAUUAAUCUGAUAUGUGAUUCAUGCAAAGCUACUCUAGUAAAGUCCAAGAUUGGAAAUGAGCAUAACAGGAAAUGAGAUAACAAAAGAUCCAAAAUAGAAAAGCUCCCGGCAGUACUAAACGUACUAAACACCACGACACCCUGAAAGUGUAGACAGUAAAUUCUCUGGCUACACAUCUAACUACUUUAUUACUGCAUGAAAAAUUCACGCUUUUUAAUGUACUGUUAGUUUCUUUGUGUAAAAUGUGAUGUAAGAGAAACUUGAUUGACAUGCUUUGAGUUUAGGCUGUAGAAACCAUUCUGUCACACACACACUGCACACAAACUAAACAUUUUCAUAGUGUUGCUUCAGGGCUUUGAGGCUUGGCAAACACUUCAUUAUUCAAUCAUCUUUCAUCAGACGUUGUGACUCAGUAGCAAGUGUCAGGACACAGAUAUAAUCAAACUCACAGGAACAAAAAGUCAGAUUUAGAAUGACUUUAAUAUAAAAUGAAUGAAAACAUAGCAGUCGAUAAAACAGUCGAGUCAUGUCUUUGUUGACUUCGAUUAACAAAAAAGUUGAAAUACCGUCUUUGGAAACAAUACAAAGCUCCAAUAUAUGAGGAAUGUCAUUCUUGUAGUAACCACUAAUCACAGUCAUGAGACCAAAGAAUGUACACAAUUUAUUUAUAUUUAAGAAUCUGAACUAAAGUCAUUUUGUAAAUAAUAUCUAUUGAUGAAACCAAAGAAUGUUGGAAAUGAAAAAGAGGAACAAUGCACUGUGUAAUUUGUAAUGAAACUGUAUGUCAAUAAAUUUCUAUUCUGCAACUUUAAAAUAAUUUCUCUGGAUUUUCUAUUUUUUUCUUAACAACCACGCACAAAUAAACUUAAGCGGUCACAUAACAUGCCUAACCACAACCUCUAUCCCUAAGCUAAACUUUAAAUUCAGCCUUGAAUUAAGUGAUAAAUGUUGUGUGAGUUUGUGCUCCUAUCAACCUCAUUCAUCACUGUCUCACUGUACACUGUGCAUGCAUCAUAUCAAUAAACAAUUCAGUUGGUAAUAUUACUGAGGAACUUGCUUUUCUAAUUCUCUGGAUCUUUGACGAACAAUGAGAAA
Messenger RNA from Oreochromis niloticus (Nile tilapia), 2422 nucleotides. RefSeq names its product glycoprotein hormone subunit alpha 2 (gene gpha2). NCBI's taxonomy places the organism in Eukaryota, Metazoa, Chordata, Actinopteri, Cichliformes, Cichlidae. Gene Ontology annotation, cellular component: extracellular region. Gene Ontology annotation, biological process: cell surface receptor signaling pathway. Gene Ontology annotation, molecular function: hormone activity; hormone receptor binding. The record is from RefSeq and is a predicted model, not a curated record. The coding region runs from base 442 to 852 and encodes 136 amino acids. The transcript has 3 exons.